CUUGGCUACUUGGCCUAAUGAGGGAUAAUAAAUUUAGCAUUAUCAUAGAUGAGUCUACUGAUAACUCGUGCACCAAACAUUUAUGUUUAGUUGUAAGAAUGUGCAUUAAUUUUGACAUUGAAGACAACUUUUUGGCGUUAAUCCCAGUAGUAGAGACCACAGGGGCUGCACUUUAUGAAAUUUUAAUCAACUUCCUUACCGAAAAUGGUGUUCCAUAUAAGUCAAACUUUAUUGGCUUUGCUUCAGAUGGAGCGAGCAACAUGGUUGGCGUUAAUAAUUCUGUGGUCAGUCGAUUGCGAGAAAAUAUUCCAGGUAUAUUCAUAAUGAAAUGCAUAUGCCAUAGCUUUCAUUUGUGUGCAUCAUAUGCAUGCCACAAGUUGCCUGAGGAAGUGGAACAAUUUGCGAGAGAAGUAUAUAACUAUUUUUCAAAUAGUCCGAAGAGAGUGGAAGAAUAUAAGGAAUUCCAGGAAUUUGCAAAUGUCUCAAUAUCGAAGAUUUUACAUCCUAGCCAGACACGUUGGUUAUCUCUGGAAUGCGUGGUUAAAAGGCUUCUUAAUCAAUAUGAAGCUUUGAGGUUGUAUUUCGUAGAUCAGGCAUCUCUUAAAAUCAGUCAAGCAAAUAUUAUUUUAGAAAAACUAAACACGCCCGAAAAUAAAUUAUACUUAUCAUUUUUAUCGCAUGUACUACCUAUUUUUAAUAGCUUAAACAAAUUAAUGCAAAGCGAAUCGCCCAAAAUUCACGUUAUUUAUAAAGAGGUUGCUAGAACAGUUAAAACAAUUUUAGAUUAUUAUAUUAAGGACGAAUAUCUAAAUGCCAACAUUGAAAAUAUAGAUUUUAAAGACCCUAGACUUUUUUUAAAUUUAAAUGACAUGUACUUUUCUGCCCACAUAAACUCUGCCGAUCUGGAGAAAAACCGACUCGACAUGGUAAAAUUAAGAUGUCUAGACUUUUAUAUUGAGAGUGUGGAGCAAAUAUUGUCAAGAUUUCCACUUAAAAACUCUGUGUUUCAGAAAUUAGAAUUUCUAGAUCCUGAGGUAGUUAAAUCAAGAAAAAUCAGGUCUAUAAGUAAUGUUUCUAUGUUGUUUCAAAAUUUAAUUCCUGCUGAUAUGCAAGUUAUUGACAAUGAAUGGUUGUUACUUAGAAAUUAUGAAAUUAAUUUUACCUGGAAAGGUAUUUGCGAUUUUUGGGUGCUAACGUAG
Messenger RNA from Anthonomus grandis grandis, 1199 nucleotides. RefSeq lists its product as uncharacterized. NCBI's taxonomy places the organism in Eukaryota, Metazoa, Arthropoda, Insecta, Coleoptera, Curculionidae. The record is from RefSeq and is a predicted model, not a curated record. Bases 18 to 1199 code for a protein of 393 amino acids. The transcript is spliced from 3 exons.